Molecule: messenger RNA, 960 nt
Organism: Lotus japonicus
Lineage: Eukaryota; Viridiplantae; Streptophyta; Magnoliopsida; Fabales; Fabaceae
Product: chaperone protein dnaJ 8, chloroplastic-like
Exons: 3
Coding region: 314-781 (155 amino acids)
Source: RefSeq, a predicted model, not a curated record
ACCCUUCAAUUUCAUAUUCUAUAUAUAUGUAUAAUCAAUCCCUUUCCUCCCAAGUUAGCGUCUCCAUUGAUCAAUUGAGCUUUCAUUCAUUCAAAUUCAAAUUUUAUUUAAGAAAACAAAACUAACCCACUAUUUAGGGUUCCGACAGAUCCCCAAUCAAAUCAAUUUGCCGUCUCAAUUGAUCCAUCCUAAACAAAAAAAAUCUCUCCUUUCUAUCAAAGUUUGGUUAUUUAUAGCCAAAGAUUUUCUGGGUCGUUGUGAAUUUUUGUUGGGUAUUUCUGAUUUGGGAGAUUUUGAAGCUUUGUUUGUUGCAAUGGCUGCUGUGGCUGCUGGUAUUGUUGGUGGUAAUGGGUCAUCUGGUUCUUGGAUGCAGUUCAGGAACAAGGAGAGGAAGCAGGCUAAGGCUAACAGGGCAAGGGUUAGUUGUUCCUAUUCUUCUUCUGUGAUGGAUCCUUAUAAGACCUUGAAGAUUCAACCUGGUGCCUCUGAAACUGAGGUCAGGAAGGCUUUCAGGCAGCUUGCUUUGCAGUAUCAUCCAGAUGUAUGCAGAGGGAGCAAUUGUGGGGUGCAGUUUCAUCUGAUCAAUGAGGCUUAUGAUGUUGUGAUGGCCAAUUUGAGAGGAGAAUCAAAUGAGGCAGAAACGUAUGGGGCGUAUGAAGUAGUGACUGAUGAACCGUUUAGGGGAAUGCAUGAUCCAGAUUAUGACAUGUGGGAAGAGUGGAUGGGUUGGGAAGGAGCAGGAAUCCGUGACUACACUUCUCAUAUCAAUCCUUACAUCUGAAGAAAUGUUUAUUAAUUAACUAGUCUUUCAAUCAUUGUAAUGCAUUAGUUAUAAUGAGUUUGGACCUACUUGUCCCCAUCCAUAGUGGUUGGGGUUGUUUAAUUUGUACAUAGUUCAAGUGAUGAUUGUAAAGUCCCCGCUGCAUAAUUGAAGUUGAGGAGGUGACUAAUUAUUGUCAA